This is a messenger RNA of Cucurbita maxima (winter squash), 1286 nucleotides long. Its product is annotated as transcription termination factor MTERF9, chloroplastic-like. Gene Ontology annotation, biological process: chloroplast organization; regulation of DNA-templated transcription. Lineage: Eukaryota; Viridiplantae; Streptophyta; Magnoliopsida; Cucurbitales; Cucurbitaceae. The record is from RefSeq and is a predicted model, not a curated record. Gene Ontology annotation, molecular function: double-stranded DNA binding. The transcript has a single exon. The coding region runs from base 75 to 1196 and encodes 373 amino acids. Gene Ontology annotation, cellular component: chloroplast.
AGCUCUGCGGCUGUUCUUGGAGCUUAAAGCCCUAACUAAAACCAUUGCUUGAACUUCGACAUUCCUAUCCCAAGAUGUCUAAAAUUUCCUCGAAAUUUCUGCUCUAUUUCAUCCAAAACCGGUUCGUCAAUACGGUUUCUAGUUCUACAUUGCCUUCAGCGUCUGUGUCUACGAUUGAAUUCCUCAAGAACACUUGUGGGCUGGCUGCGGAUUCUCCUUCUUCCGCCGGUCGAAAGCUUCAAUUCGAUGAAAAAAGCGCCAAGAAGUACGAAGCCGUUCUUGGUUUCUUGAAAUCAUAUGGAUUCGAGAAUUCGCAGAUCGCCAAGUUGAUCGCGAAGCAACCCUCUAUCCUUCAAUCGAGAGUCUACAACAAUCUGAAGCCUAAAUUCGAGUUCCUCGAGGAUAUAGGGUUUGUCGGUCCUUUACUUGCAAAGGUAAUUUUAUUGAACCCCUCUAUUCUGCUGAGGGGCUUAGAUUCUCAUUUGAAACCAUCGUUUUGUUUCAUUAAGGAAAUGCUUGAAUCGGAUGAGCAGGCUAAUGUUGCUAUUCGUCGAUCUUCGUGGCUUCUAACUUCUAAUUUGAAGGGUGUUAUGCAAUCUAACGUUAAUGUUUUGCUCGGUGAAGGGGUACCUUCUAGGAAUAUAUCGAAAUUGAUUGGGCAGCAACCAAGAACUAUUAUGCAAAAGGUUGAUAGAAUGGUUUGUGCAGUGAAGAAGGUCAAGGAAUUGGGCGUUGAACCACAGACUCGUAUGUUUGUUCGUGCGCUUCGUGUAGUGUUGUCCAUGAAUGACACAACUUGGAAGAAGAAAAUAAAUGUUUUGAAGAGUUUGGGAUGGUCUGAGAAGGAGAUUUUAACAGCAUUUAAGAGAGACCCACUUUGUUUAGCUUGUUCAGAGGAGAAAAUGAGGGCUGCUGCAGAUUUCUGUUUGAACACUGCAAAAUUGGACCCAGAAACUGUAAUUUCUUACCCCAAGUUCUUCAUGUAUGGACUGGACAAGUGGCUCCGGCCAAGGUUCAAAGUUCUUGAGGUUUUGAAGGUCAAAAAACUGAUUAAGAACAGAAAGAUUGCUUGGUUACUUUUUCUAGGGGAGAGAGAGUUUGUCACGAAUUAUGUUCUUAAGUAUUUGGAUGAAGUCCCAGAUCUUAUGGACAUAUACAGGGGCAAUGCGGCAGCCGAAUCCAGACCUGUUCUAUAGGAUUGGAAGGUUGUAAGUCAAAUUCUUCUUAUCUUCUAAAUUUUAGUACCAUGAUUUUGAAAUGGGAGAGCCGUUUUCUUUAGCUUUUCA